Messenger RNA from Megalops cyprinoides (Indo-Pacific tarpon), 2060 nucleotides. Its product is annotated as Krueppel-like factor 13. The record is from RefSeq and is a predicted model, not a curated record. Gene Ontology annotation, biological process: regulation of transcription by RNA polymerase II. Bases 318 to 1058 code for a protein of 246 amino acids. Lineage: Eukaryota; Metazoa; Chordata; Actinopteri; Elopiformes; Megalopidae. The transcript has 2 exons. Gene Ontology annotation, molecular function: DNA-binding transcription factor activity, RNA polymerase II-specific; RNA polymerase II cis-regulatory region sequence-specific DNA binding.
GAGAGGGUAGAAGUGACGAUGGGACUUUUAGUUUUAAAUCUAGUUAACUUUAUCGGCUUUUCAUUAUCAAUACAUUUCAAGUAGAGCGAGGCAACGCGUCAUCUGAUGCAUUUAUGUUUUGGUUUUAAUCGCUUCUCGACCAGGAUGUUAUUUUUGCUGAAAAGCCGGUAAGCUCGUAAAGUGAGUUUUCUGAUGAGACAUCCAGCUACCUCCAUAUCAGCAUCACACAAAGGGAGCCACUGGGAGCAAAUCGUUUGACCAAGCAGUCGUUUUUUUUGAAUGUCACAAAGAAACACGAGGGCAAUCUAUUUAACGAAAUGGAUCAUUUUGCUGCAGAGUGCCUUGUGUCAAUGUCCAGCCGUGCCAUUGUCCACGAUCCUAAAGGGAACAGAGAGAUCCGAGCAGAAACUGCGUCUGGCCCGAGGAACGGAGAGGAAACUAAAGAGCCUCCGGUGAAAGACAACUCCUCUAUUUUCGUGGUAGCUAGGAUUCUAGCCGAUUUCAACCAGCAAAACCCCACCAAUUUUGCCGACCAGGCAAAAAUAGAAGAGGAGAACAAACCGCCGACCCUUUCGAGAGAGGAUGGAAACUCUGCCACACCUACUACCGACAACGUCGACCCGGGUCCCAAACAAAGAGGCAAACGCGUGAGAGGUCGAAUUGAACACGAAUCUCCUCAGAAAAAGCACAAAUGCCACUAUUCAGGUUGUGAAAAAGUUUAUGGCAAAUCGUCCCACCUCAAAGCCCAUCUAAGGACACACACAGGAGAGCGUCCUUUCCCCUGCACCUGGCCCGACUGCAACAAGAAGUUUGCCCGCUCGGACGAGCUGGCCCGCCACUACCGCACCCACACCGGGGAGAAGAAGUUCGGCUGCCCGCUGUGCGACAAGCGCUUCAUGCGCAGCGACCACCUGACCAAGCACGCCCGCCGCCACUCCGACUUCCAGCCCGGCAUGCUGAAGAGGCCCCACGGCGCCGGUGCCCGCACCGGCUCGCUCAGCGACUACAGCCGUUCCGACGCCUCCAGCCCCACCCUCAGCCCUGCCAGCUCGCCUUAAACUCCCCCCCCCCCACUCCGCACUUUCCUCCAAAAGCCAGAAGACGCACCGCUGUCUCGUGGAGCUCCAGUCUUUUUCUCUCAAACACUUGUGUUGCACAGUUGUUAGCCCCCAGUUUAGCUAUUUUUCCCGCUUGCUAUACUGUACUGAACUGUACAUAACUGCCUAAUGUAGUGCAAUCUGUUGUGCAACUGAGAAUAUAAAAAAGCCUUUUCCAGAUGGCAAUAUUUGCAUAGUAUACAAUAUGUCUGUAUUUUUUUAUAGCUUUUGGCAGACUGCCAGGUUAUCCAUAGUGUUUGUAUUUCUUUUUUUUCUGUCAUUGUUAACAACCCAGUUCAGAAAAAAACCUAAUUGGCAGGUAUAUGAAUUUUUCUUCACCUUUAUUUAAAAUGGGGGAUGGGGGGGGGGGGGUCACAACUACACCUCAGGUCUCAAUACAGUUGUUUUCUUAACUACUUAACUUGACUGCACAAUACAAACUUCACUUUACUAGAAAAUUCAACAAGGUUGAAUUUUACACCCUGCUCAGGGAUGGCCUCCUUAGCUUGAAAGAAUGAAUGCGAUGAAGACAAACUCACAGAAAACAGCCUUACACUCAAAACAAGAUUUGCACUCUCUACAUUGAUUUUGUUAGUUUUCACAGUUUGGGGAAAACUAGCACUGGAUUGACAUUAAUACCCAUGGUUUUAUUUUUUCUUUGCUAUGUACCAAGAUGGAUCUCAGACUCCAAUGAAAGACCACUUUGUUGCAUUUUUUGAGACUGGAAAUGACAUGCAGAAACUUUUCAGAAAGUUUUUUUUUUUCUCCUCGCUUUCAUUUGAACAAAACCACAUCUCUGACCUGCGUCAUGCCAGGUCUGUUUCGGUGACCGCAGCCAGAGUCUCCAAACAGAUCUGUUUUUGUAUGUCUACAGAAAUCAUACAGGUGCUGGACAAAGUGUAGGUGUGUCACACAGAAAACCCGGGUCUGUCACAUCCCAAACCUUCAACCUACGUAGCGAGG